AUGACCCCCGAUGGGCCAAACCCAGAGCUAAUGCAAAAGAAGCCCAGGGUCAAGAAAAACAUACCCGCUCUCCCUCUCGUCCUAAUCCACGAUGGAGGCGGUACGACAGCGGGAUUCUGGUCCCUUGGCAAGCUUCAACGCGAUGUUUGGGUUAUCCACAACCCCAAGUUCUGGAGUGGCGCCUCCUGGCAGCGCGGCAUGGACGAGAUGGCCCUGCACUACCUGAGUUUGAUCAGAGCCAGGGGCAUCUCCGGGCGCAUCGUCCUCGGCGGAUGGUCUUUGGGCGGCUUUCUGUCUCUGGCGAUUGCACGGAUGAUUGCUGCGCUGGGAAAACAGGACGAGGGGAGUCUGGAGAUUUCAGGGCUUCUGAUAAUCGACUCGCCUUACUUUGAACCAUGGUACGAACAGUCGCCCCCCGUCUCGCAGCCUCUGUUGCCCGACAUGCUCCCCAAGGUCAAGCAGACCUACGAGAAAUGCGACGAUCUCCUAAGCUCCUGGUCGCUGCCACGCUGGGGCUGGGACGCGAUGGGAGGCGAGCCCGUCACACUGCGUGCUGGUGGGAACAAGCACAUCAUCCCCCACCGAGCUGCGUUGUACAAGCCUCUCGACAGUGACUGGGUAGUAAAAAAGACAGCCGAAGAGCCCACGACAGAUCGUCCAGGGGCACGCAUUGAUAUGGAAGAUGACAGGGCGGAGCAUGAUGUCGAGAAGCUCUCCCCGCCCAUGGGUAUCCUCAUACGGUGCGUGGGUCGAACGCCCGCGCUCGAUCAAGGACACCAUCCAUGCCGCGUGGAUUUGUAUCGUGACUCCUUGACCCUGGGCUGGGGGCAAGGCUACGAGGACUAUAUCAAAGUCGUCAUGGACGCUACGAACACCCACUAUACCAUCUUUGACCGCAACAACCGAUCCCAGAUUAAGCACGUCACUUCGUUACUCAAUCAAGCUCUGGAUAUCUUUGAUCAGCGGGAAUUGGGUUCCAUGGCUUCUAUCUAG
Molecule: messenger RNA, 993 nt
Organism: Emericellopsis atlantica
Lineage: Eukaryota; Fungi; Ascomycota; Sordariomycetes; Hypocreales; Bionectriaceae
Product: Alpha/Beta hydrolase protein
Exons: 2
Coding region: 1-993 (330 amino acids)
Source: RefSeq, a predicted model, not a curated record